Molecule: messenger RNA, 1614 nt
Organism: Daldinia decipiens
Lineage: Eukaryota; Fungi; Ascomycota; Sordariomycetes; Xylariales; Hypoxylaceae
Exons: 4
Coding region: 313-1275 (320 amino acids)
Source: RefSeq, a predicted model, not a curated record
CUUUCCUGAGACUUGGUCCGCAUUGUACCGUGAGCCGUGCCUUCUUCCCGCCUCUCUUCUGAAGGCAUCACAGCUCCACGAUCACGUUGGCAUUUAGUAUUUGGCAUUUCUGUUACAGAUUUGCCUUGCCAACCAGUGACCCUCCGGCAAAUCCGCUUGCCUCAAUUGAGAACUGCUUGGCUUGUCAUGGCAAUACUCGCGAGCAACUCUUUCGGUUGCCUGUGACACUCUUGCUGUGAAAUAUCGGAUUGCUUGACUGGCUAUCCAAACUACGUUCGUUCGCUGACCUCAAACAUUGGAUACCCUCGAACCAUGCCUUUCACCACCCGAUCCGUGGCUCUUAUGAGCCUUGUGGCCUUCUUUAGCAAACUUGGCCAUGCCCAGUCCAUUCCUAUGGCUUAUUGCGCAAGCAUCAACACAGCAUCAACAGCAGACAGCAGUAUAUACCAAUCUGAUGGACUAUGCCACGACUUCUGCUCAGCUACCUCAGCUUUUGCUAUCGUUAAAGAUGAUGAGUGCUGGUGUAGUGAUUAUGUACCCGACAAGGCAACGCAGGUAGAUACCGGCAAGUGUGAUUCGGGAUGCCCUGGCUUCCCGUCUGAUACGUGCGGAGGUGAUGGACUAUGGGGAUAUAUAUCUCUAGAUCAUAAGCCUUCGGGCACCAAGGCUGCCGGCUCCGCCUCUUCUACUAAACCGUCAACUCCUGACACAUCGAAAUCAACGGGAGAUAGCUCUACAGCACCCACUACUCCGAGCGUAUCUACAGUUACAGCGGGGGGUAUUGUGCAGACAGUUACUAUAAUGCCCACAGCUACAGAUAACCCCAACGCCGUGACUUCACCGGAUGCUAGCCCAAGUGAAGUGCCAUCGAAUCAGCACGGGCUCUCAACUGGUGCCGCAGUUGGCGUGGCAAUUGGUGUGUUUGCUGCCGUAGGCUUGGCUAUAGGUGCUGCCCUUUUCUUCUGGCUCCGCCGCAGAAGGCAAGACCAAGGUGAUGCUUUUGCAGACUCCCCUGGAAGUCAGCGUGGAAGUUCAGCAGGUAUGAUGAGCACGCCAACAACCGCAAUGGCCUCGGUAUGGGAUGGCGAUACCGCAUCAGGAGGUCGGAGAAAUAGUCGAUUCAUGCCGCAUGAUCCUCGCAUGGACCCAUUUGCAGCAAAUAUCUACAGCCGCGAGAAUAAGAGCCGCGAGAGCAUUAACACUCUUCAAGACAACCACGAUUAUUCGCGAAAAGUGCUUCGAACCACGAAUCCUGACCCGCCCGAUGGCGAAUAAGACGGCAUGGUCUAAUUUAUAUGGAUGGAUUGGGAAGCCGCCUCAAAAACGGCUGAUGACGCACACGAUCUCUUUCUGGUCGGGUUCACAAUUGGACCAUUGCAUUGCAUUUUCGAGAUACCAGGCCGGCGUUUUCAGGAGAAUGAGAUUCUAGGACAAAGUCAAGGGGUUUUACGCACACAUAUACUUGGCAUCGUAGUGAACGAUGACACAUUCUAUUCGAUAUGGAUUUCAUUCUCUGGCUCGGUAUAUGAAUAUCCACCGCAAGGGGAGAAGGGUAGUUCGCGGCAAUUGCGAUAAUUAGACCGACACGUACGACAAAUAAGCGCCCAGAUGGAU